Molecule: messenger RNA, 204 nt
Organism: Plasmopara halstedii
Lineage: Eukaryota; Oomycota; Peronosporomycetes; Peronosporales; Peronosporaceae
Exons: 2
Coding region: 1-204 (67 amino acids)
Source: RefSeq, a predicted model, not a curated record
AUGAGGUACGUACCGUAUUCUGAUGUACGUGCGUUACAUCUUUAUGCAGAGCACCAAAAUACUAAAGUAUUGGCUCUGAUGCGGAUGAUGGAGCUUUUUGACGCAGAGUAUGAUGCGAAGAACAGCGCGCUUAUCUUCGGUGCAUCAGUUGAUAUGGUUCCUCUUCACUUUGCAAAACAUCGUGUCCCACUGAAGUACUCUUAG